Naegleria fowleri is the source of this 1134-nucleotide messenger RNA. RefSeq lists its product as uncharacterized. Lineage: Eukaryota; Heterolobosea; Eutetramitea; Acrasida; Naegleriidae. Bases 1 to 1134 code for a protein of 377 amino acids. Gene Ontology annotation, cellular component: cytosol. The record is from RefSeq and is a predicted model, not a curated record. Gene Ontology annotation, molecular function: translation initiation factor activity; eukaryotic initiation factor eIF2 binding; GDP-dissociation inhibitor activity. The transcript is spliced from 2 exons. Gene Ontology annotation, biological process: formation of cytoplasmic translation initiation complex; translational initiation; formation of translation preinitiation complex.
AUGUCGAUAGUAAACAUUCCAAAGAGCAAACAAGACCAACACUACAGAUACAAGAGACAAACUGUGGAGUUGAAGAUUGAAGGUAAAGGAAACGGUAUUAAAACCGUGAUUCCCAAUAUGAAGGAGGUAUCAGAUUCGUUGAACGUACCAAUGGAAUGGCCAAUCAAAUACUUCGGACUUGAAUUGGGAGCACUCGGUAGUACUAAGAACGAUAAAGCCGUCAUCAAUGGUAAAUACGAUUUUGCACAAGUAGAAGAGGUUCUUGAGAACUUUAUCGCCAAAUUCUUGUUGUGUUCCAAGUGCCAUCUUCCUGAAUUGGAUUUUACAAUCAAGAGCAACAAGGACGCAAUUCAAACAACAUGUAGAGCCUGUGGUAAUCAUGGACAAAUUGAUUCUACCGAAAGACUUUAUACAACAAUGAUUAAACAUCCACCCAAAUCAAAAGGAGGAUUCAAGGGUGAAAAGGAGGCUCCUGAAGCAACUCAAAAGCCUUCUAAAUCAACAAAAUCACAAGCUGGAGCAACAACUGAAAAGGCUGCAAUCGAUGAUGGUACAUGGUCUCUAGAUAUUUCACAAGAAGCUAUCAAGAAGAGACGUGAAAUGGAAGGUCUCUCAGAAAGAUUUAGAGAAUUGACAAAAGGAGUUGAGGAUGAGGAUGAAGAAGAAGAGGAACAAGAAGUAUCACCUGUAUCAAUUUUGAAACAAUUCUUAGAGGUUAAACCUAAUGCAACUCCUGUUCAAAUCUAUCAAGCUACCAGAAAAUUGAAGAAUGAUUAUAAUUUGACUGAUAAGGAUUGUGUGUGUUUACUUUACGAAGCUCUAUUUACCCCUGAGAAUAUCUUGACUGAUAUUCCAAAGAGAGCUCCUCUCUUCAAGCCAUUCAUUUCCUCAAGUGGUCAAAAACUUAUUUUGGGAUAUACUGAAGAAUUAGUGGGCGUAAAAGAUAUUAAUCUUGUCACCCAAACAUCUGUGAUAUUACUCCAAUUCUAUAGAGCAGAAUUAUUGACCAAGGAGGUUUUAGAAGAAUGGUUGUCAAAGAAAAAGUCCAGAUUCAUUAAGGAUUCUGCUGUUGUAGCCAAGAUCAAGGAAGCAGCCAAGCCAUUCGGCGAAUAUUUAAUGGCCAAUAGCCAAUAG